Molecule: messenger RNA, 1893 nt
Organism: Thermochaetoides thermophila DSM 1495
Lineage: Eukaryota; Fungi; Ascomycota; Sordariomycetes; Sordariales; Chaetomiaceae
Source: the annotation of a RefSeq genome assembly
AUGGAACCGGGUGUUCAAGAACCAGCUGCGACUGAACCAUCUGCCAAUGGCAACGAGGCUCCAGUCCAAACGGCAGAUGAGCAUGCCUCUCUCAAAUACUCCCUGCUCGGCCCAUCUCUGACGAAAGCAGGGCAGGAGAGAGUUGAUCAGGCUAAGGUGUCUGAAAUCAUCUAUAAUGCUUCCAAAGGGUCGAAGUUCUUCACUCGAGAGGAAGUCAGGGACAAAGAACUUACAGCGAAAAUCGAGGCCCUCGUCUCCAAGAAGCGACAUCUAGAGACCCAAGACCUCUCUCGUGAACUCCGAGCCGCCGAUAACCUUUUGGCUCAACUUGAGCAAUCGCGCGAUUUAACACAACACAUUGUGCAUGUCGACUGCGAUGCAUUUUAUGCUUCCGUAGAACUCCUGGAUCGCCCGGAGCUGAAGGAUCUUCCUUUUGCCGUCGGAGGAGCUGUCUUGACCACCUGCAACUAUGUGGCCCGACAGUUUGGUUGCCGCAGUGGCAUGGCAGCUUUUGUGGCCAAAAAGCUAUGCCCCAAGCUAAUCAUCAUUCCUCUCGAUUUCGACAAGUACAACGCAAAAGCAGCUGAAGUGCGCAAGAUUUUGGCCGAGUAUGACCCGCGCUUCGAAAGCGCGAGCAUUGACGAAGCCUAUCUCAACAUUACCGACUACUGCGCUCGAUAUAAUAUGGAUCCAGCCGAUGCCGUUAGUCAAAUGAGGAAAGAAAUCCAUGAGAAGACGAAAAUAACCGUUUCUGCGGGCAUUGCUGCGAAUGCCAGGUUGGCCAAAAUUUGCUCCAACAUCAACAAGCCGAACGGGCAGUUUGUUCUCCCGAGGGAACGAGAAGCCAUUAUGAAUUUCAUGAAGGAUCUCCCUUGUCGAAAAGUGAAUGGCAUUGGACGUGUCCUUGAGCGUGAACUAUCGGCCGUUGGCAUUAAGACCUGCGGUGAUAUCUACUUACAGAGGCAGUACAUCGAGAAGCUCUUCGGGCAAAAAACGUACGAGUUUCUCCUGCACUGUUACCUUGGCCUGGGACGAACACAUAUUCAACCUGCCGAGGAGCAUGAGCGUAAAAGUGUUGGCACUGAAAGCACGUUCCGUGAAAUGGAUGACCCCGCUCAGCUGCGCGCAAAGCUCAGACAGACAGCAGAAGAAUUAGAAUCCGACUUACGGAAGGCAGAGUGCAAAGGUCGCACUCUCUGCCUGAAAGUCAAGCUGCAUACAUUCGAGGUUUUGACACGCCAAGUUGUCACGCCCAAGGCCGUGUAUCUUGCGGACGAUUUGUACACCUAUGCGCUGCCAAUGCUAGAGAAGCUUGAGCGAGAAAUACCUGGCUUGAAAUUGCGCCUGAUGGGUCUCAGAUGUACUCACCUGGUUAGCAUGAAACGGCCCGACACACUGGCCUUCUUCGGUUUCAAAGCCCACCUACCUGAACACUCGACGUCUCUUGGAGUUAACAACUCAAUGACCGAGAAGAACGGUAGCAAUGAUGAGGCAGAUGGGGACAAGCACAAUGUCCUUCAUAAUCCUGAUACCUCAUCUGGCCUUUCACAUCAUAAGCAUGGGAAGGAAAUUGUGCCCAAUCCUAAGGAUAAUUCUACCUUAGUGGAGGAGGAGCGGUGGGAAUGUCCUGUCUGCUCCAGGUCUCAGCCGGCAGAUGAGAGACAGUUUAACGAGCAUAUUGACCUGUGUCUAUCAAGGCAGGCUAUACGCGAGAACUCGGAGGGUGCUGGGACUCCUCCGAAUCCGAAAAUCGACAAUAUUCCUCUUCUUGCUCCAAUUCGUUCCCAGGAAGCCGCGCUGCACAAUCUAGCGCGACCGGCAGCCGUUGAUGGCGACCACAUGACAUGCCAGCACAAGGAAGCACUUUGGAUGUGACAGUCCAGUGAUAUUUGA